Messenger RNA from Clunio marinus, 198 nucleotides. The record is from the annotation of a GenBank genome assembly. Lineage: Eukaryota; Metazoa; Arthropoda; Insecta; Diptera; Chironomidae.
AUGUCGGAAAUAAAAAGAAGUUCUAAGUUCAUGAUGAAGAAAAUAUCUAAACUCGCAUUUGAAUAUUUUGUUUCAAGGAAUAAAAUUCCUAUGUUUGUAACAGAAAAAUUCUUAAGCUCCAUGAACUACCCACGACAUUCAGUCAAAGAAAGACUGAUGAAUGAAAAUAUCGAAGCUAAGAAGAUUCUAAAAGUUUAG